Molecule: messenger RNA, 2194 nt
Organism: Arabidopsis lyrata subsp. lyrata
Lineage: Eukaryota; Viridiplantae; Streptophyta; Magnoliopsida; Brassicales; Brassicaceae
Product: mRNA-capping enzyme
Exons: 1
Coding region: 279-2108 (609 amino acids)
Biological process (GO): dephosphorylation; 7-methylguanosine mRNA capping
Molecular function (GO): mRNA 5'-triphosphate monophosphatase activity; mRNA guanylyltransferase activity; ATP binding
Source: RefSeq, a predicted model, not a curated record
UAAUAAAUUUUCUAAUGUGUCACCACUAUAAAUACGACCUUGUCGCCUCUCAAUUUCUAUUCCCACUACAAUAUUUUCUCGUUGACGAUUUAGGGUUUUGAACCCUCAGAUCGCAAUUUCAGUCUUCUAGACGAAUCUUCUCAUUUGAUCGUGUGAUUCUUUUGCUCUUCUUCGUGGUUUGAGAAUCCGAUGGCUCGUCAUGUCUAGGGUUUUUCUUGCUUAGAAAAAUCAGACAAAAUAGAGAUCCGGUGUUGUUCUUUUGCCCUUUUUGUUAGAAAAUGAUUGCUACGAAGAGACAUCUCGAAGACCGAAUCGAAACUUAUGAAGAACAGAGCAAAAGAUUGAGACAAACAAGUUUCCGUGAUCAGAACGUAACCAUCCCUCAAGGUUGGUUAGAUUGUCCUCGCUUUGGUCAAGAUAUUGGAUUCAUCAUUCCUUCAAAAGUUCCUCUCAGUGAAUCGUACAAUGAUUGUGUUCCUUCUGGCAAAAGAUACAAUUUCAAAGAGUGGUUCACUAGUGGAAGGACGAGGCUUGGUCUUGUGAUUGAUCUUACCAAUACAACUCGUUACUAUCAUCCUAACACCGAGUUAAGACAUAACGGUAUCAAGUAUGUUAAGAUUCGUUGCAGUGGUCGUGAUGCUGUGCCGGAUAAUGUGUCGGUAAACACAUUUGUUUACGAGGUUAAUCAGUUCGAGAAUAACUUCUCACAGAAGUAUGUUCUUGUGCAUUGUACUCACGGACAUAAUCGUACAGGGUUUAUGAUUGUUCAUUACCUUAUGCGGUCUAGACCGAUGAUGAGUGUUACAGAAGCCUUGAAAAUGUUUUCCGAUGCUCGCCCGCCUGGGAUCUAUAAACCCGAUUACAUUGAUGCUCUAUACAGUUUUUAUCAUGAAGUUAAACCUGAGAGUGUUAUAUGUCCACCAACUCCUGAAUGGAAGAGGUCUGAAGAAGUUAAAGUCGACGAUGAUGAUGAUGCUCUGUCUUACCCUGUAGUGCAAGGAAACAAUCAGGAGGAGAAUGUGAAGAAGUUGUCGAAUGAUGAUAUUUUGGGGGAUGACAUACCCUAUGGUCAAGAGGUUUCUUACCAGCAAUUAAUUAAUGAUAUGCUGAAUAUUUCUAUGCAGUUCCCUGGCUCGCACCCUGUAUCUUUAGGCAGGGAGGCAUUGCAACUCUUGAGGCAGCGGUACUAUUACGCGACAUGGAAGGCAGAUGGAACGCGGUAUAUGAUGCUCUUGACUAGAGAUGGGUGUUAUCUGGUUAAUAGAGAGUUUAGAUUUAGAAGGGUACAAAUGCGGUUCCCUUGUAAGUACGACCCGAGUGAUUAUAAAGUGCAUCAUUACACAUUGCUUGAUGGAGAGAUGGUUAUAGACACAUUUGAGGUGGGAGGAAGGCGGUGUCAGGCGAGGAGGUACCUCGUGUAUGAUUUGGUAGCGAUUAACGGGCAAUCAGUGGCAGAGCGGCCUUUUAGUGAAAGAUGGAAUAUUCUUGAGAGAGAGGUGAUCAGACCGCGUAACGAUGAGAAGAAGGUUAUGAAUCAUUGGUAUAGAUACGAGAUGGAGCCUUUUGGGGUACGGAUCAAGCCUUUUUGUUUACUCUCUGCUGUGGAGAAGAUUCCAUCGCUUUCGCAUGAAACAGACGGUCUAAUAUUUCAAGGGUGGGACGAUCCUUAUGUUUUCGGAACGGACCACGGUCUAUUGAAAUGGAAGUUUGUGGAAACACUUGAUUUUCUGUUUGACAUGGACAAGUAUGGGCGUCAAAUGCUCUUCUUGCAAGAACGUGGGAAGAUGAAGCUUAUGGAAGGCUAUUCCGUUGAAUUUAGAGGUGAUGGUUGGGACAAUAACCCGGCCAGUUACUGUGGAAAGAUUGUAGAGUGUUCAUGGGAUAAGGAGAAGAAAGUAUGGGUUAGUUUGCGGAUCAGAGUUGAUAAAUCUAAACCGAAUGGUAUUGGAACCGGUCAUAGCGUGAUAAAGUGCAUAAAGGAUGACAUCACGAAGGACGUUUUGCUGGAGGAGAUCAAAAAGAUUACCCGUCUUCCAAUGUACGUUGAUCGCAUUCGAAGGGAUACACAAGAAGCUGAACGCCGCAAGCAUGGAAACCGUAAAGGGUAAGGAGUGAUAAGAGCUAGAGAAACCAUUUCGGCAGUUAUCGUCAUUAAGUCUGUUUCAGUUUGUGAAUGCAGUAGUGAAAUAACAAA